This is a messenger RNA of Octopus sinensis (East Asian common octopus), 1143 nucleotides long. RefSeq lists its product as uncharacterized. The record is from RefSeq and is a predicted model, not a curated record. Lineage: Eukaryota; Metazoa; Mollusca; Cephalopoda; Octopoda; Octopodidae. The transcript is spliced from 4 exons. Bases 172 to 1110 code for a protein of 312 amino acids.
UAUAUUAUAUAUAUAUAUAUAUAUAUAUGUAUGUAUAAUGUGAAGGCAUCCUAAAAUACACUUCUACCGAUCCGUUUCUUGUUGUCUCCUUUACGGAAAGAAGAAAACGUUCACAGAUUCCAUCACCAAAGAAGAGAAAGGAGCUCAAACUGAACGAAGAUUUGCCCCAGAAUGUUAAAAGAACAUCUCUAUGGCUGGUACCCAGCUGUUAAUGGGGACAGCAACAUGUCCACUUACCUGACCGAGUGCCUCUACCGGAACCAAAGACCCAAGAGCUGUAGACCCUUCAACAGUGGAAUCCCGACCAUUGGUGGAAUAAUUCGCCAGAAAACUGCCCUUCAAACAGAGCUGGAAAUGACACCCAAAGAGUUCCUCAGUCGUUGUAAAAGUGCCCCUGGCUCCAGCAGGUCCAGUUCCAAACCAUUUGUUUUCCAAAGACAAUCCACAUUUCAUCGAAGUCAAUGCCGGGAGUACCGGGUUCCAGACCAACCUAAACGGCCCAGUACUUGCCAUGUUGUUUCGUCUGUUCAAAACAAGCACCUUUUCAACAAGACACGAUCACCAAAAAGAAGCGAAGGUUUGGUCUUAACAAAUGAACAGCUGAACCAAUCGAGGAAAACUCCUCAUAACGAUGUUGACUUCUCUUCAGCAGAUCAUAGAAUUUCGCAAAAUGACUCACCGGGGAAUUCUCUUACAGAAGCUAUUUCUAAAGAAAGAUGUGAUGACGAAAAAAACAGGAUUUCUGUGUUGAACUACGAGGAAGGUCAAGAAAUAACGUUGACAUGUAAGAAAGUCCGAUCUUUAGCCUUGAAAGAAGCUGAGUUAUACAAUCCAGACAGCUACAGGCAGAAUCUGAGAAAAAAUGGCUGGUUGAUGCAAGUGGAAGGAAAUAUUUUUGGACUGAAGCAACUUCCAGUCCGACUCCCUUAUUGGGUGCCAGUGGAAGUAAGAAAUACCAGAACAGAUCCUCCAGUGAUUCACGUGAAAGAUUCCCGACCAUUUUUCUACAAUACCAUUCCCAGCCAACCAAAAACGGUUUCCAUCGCAGCUCACUGGAAUUCGGAGACAAUUUGCCGAAAACAUCGAGAAUCUGUGCUACGUUCUAAAUGAGCAAAUGAAAUAAUAAAGGUCUUUGAUAAUAAA